Molecule: messenger RNA, 2649 nt
Organism: Elgaria multicarinata webbii
Lineage: Eukaryota; Metazoa; Chordata; Lepidosauria; Squamata; Anguidae
Product: vomeronasal type-2 receptor 26-like
Exons: 6
Coding region: 1-2649 (882 amino acids)
Biological process (GO): G protein-coupled receptor signaling pathway
Cellular component (GO): plasma membrane
Molecular function (GO): G protein-coupled receptor activity
Source: RefSeq, a predicted model, not a curated record
AUGGUCCCCAAUGAAGCCCUUCAAUACCAAGGAAUUGUCCAACUGCUUCAACAUUUUGGGUGGAAAUGGGUCGGGCUCAUUACUCUGGAUGAUGAAGGGGGAGAACACUUCUUGCGGACCAUGAAGCUAAUGCUUUCCCAGAAUGGCAUCUGUUCAGAGUUCACAGAAAGAUUCGAAGCAUACUGGCAGUUCUUUGACUGGGUUGAGACUUUCAAUGGUAUACUGAGUCAUCUUCCAAUUUUCUUGGAGAAGAAAGCCACUGUAUUUAUUAUUUAUGGAGAAAGUUCAUCCAUUGUGUGGCUGGCUAAUGUUAUAUUGAUUACAACUAUUUUUCCUGUCACACAUCAUGAGUAUAGCGCAACUAUCGCUGAAGGGAAAGUGUGGAUUACAACAGCCCAAAUAGAUUUCAUUUUACAUUACAUUCACAAGCCUGUUAAUAUGCAAAUGUUCCAUGGCGCUAUUUCCUUCACUAUUCAUUCAAAAGAGCCUCCAGGUUUCAAAGAAUUUCUUCACAUUAUCAACCCCUCUGGAGCAAAAGCAGAUGGUUUUAUCACAGAAUUCUGGGAGCAAGCUUUUGGGUGCCCUAUCACAAAUUCUGAUGCACCAAGUGACAACACUGAAUCAUGUACUGGGCAGGAAUCGCUGCAGAGCCUAACUUCACCUUUCUUUGAAAUGAACAUGACUGGCCACAGUUACGGUAUCUACAAUGCUGUCUAUGUUGUUGCUCAUACUUUAUACAGCACUUAUAUUUCUCCAUUCAACCACAGAACAAUGGCAGAAAUGAGAGGGCUGGCACCUCAACAUUUGCAACCCUGGCAGUUUUACUCUUUGAUUCAAAGGAUCUCAUUCAACAACAGCGCUGGAGAGGAAAUUAUGUUUAAUGAAUGUGGAGAGUUAGCAGGUGGAUUUGAUGUUACCAACUUGAUCACUUUCCCAAAUAACUCCUAUACCAGGGUCAAAGUGGGAAGGCUGGAUCCUCACGCUCCUCCAGGAGAAGAAUUGACCAUAGCUGAGGACAAAAUCAACUGGCAGAGAACCUUGACUCUGCUGCCACCUCUUUCCCUCUGUAAUGACCCCUGCCGUCCGGGUUACAGCAAGAAAAAGAAGGAGGGGGACGAAUUUUGCUGCUAUGAAUGUACUCCAUGUCCAGAUGGGAUGUUCUCAAACCAGAAGGACAUGGAAUCUUGUCUCAAUUGUCCAGAAGGUCACUAUCCAAAUAAGUUCCAUGAUGAAUGCAUUCCUAAGAUUCCAAAUUUCCUAGCUUUUGAAGAAACAUUGGCCAUCAUUUCCAUUUCUUCAGGACUUCUAUUGUCUCUAAUCACAGGUCUGGUGCUUGGCAUUUUCAUAAGGAAACGUGACACAGCCAUGGUCAAAGCAAACAAUCGAAGCCUCACCUACAUUCUCCUCAUCUCCCUCCUCUUGUGUUUUCUCUGUUCCUUCCUGUUCAUCGGAAAGCCUAAGAAGGUCACCUGCCUUCUUCAACAAACUUAUUUUGGCAUCGUCUUCUCUGUGUCUCUCUCCACCAUCUUGGCAAAAACGAUAUCUGUGGUCUUGGCAUUCAUGGCUACCAAACCAGGAUCACGGAUGAGGCAGUGGGUAGGAAAAAGAUUGGCAUACUCCAUUGUCCUCUCCUGCUCCAAUAUCCAAGCAGGCAUCUGUGCUCUGUGGCUGGCAAUGUCUCCUCCAUUCCCAGAUGUUGACAUGACCUCAAUGACAGAACAAAUUGUACUGCUAUGUAAUGAAGGUUCUAUACUCAUGUUCUAUUGUGUUCUGGGUUACAUGGGUCUGCUGGCCAUUGUCAGUUUCACUGUGGCCUUCCUGGCCAGGAAGUUGCCUGACAGUUUUAAUGAAGCCAAAUUCAUCACUUUCAGCAUGCUAGUCUUUUGCAGUGUGUGGGUGUCCUUUGUUCCAACCUACCUCAGCACACAAGGAAAGUACAUGGUGGCUGUGGAGAUCUUCUCCAUCUUGGCCUCCAGUGCUGGGUUACUCAGCUGCAUCUUUUUCCCCAAAUGCUACAUUAUUGUGGUGAGACCUGAGUUGAACACCAGAGAGCAGCUAAUGCGAAGAAAGAUAAGUGUAUGGGCAGAAGAUAGCAACCAUUGUUUGAAUGAAGCUGGUGGGAGACGUGACUCUGUAGAGAAACAUGGGAGAGGUGACCGCAAGAUGGAUGUUGACUACCCAGGUGAUGAUAACUGCGGUGGUGAUGGUCCCACAUAUGGCAGGCGAACGUCUGUGACUAAAUUCACUGAAGAAUUCUCUUGUCAAAGUAAAGGAAAUCACUUUCUUUGCAGCGUAGUGACAAAGUUCUACCAGCACAUCUUGGCCUUGGUGUUUGCCAUUAAUGAGAUCAAUGAGAAUCCCAAGAUCUUGCCCAAUGUCACUCUCGGAUUCCACAUCUAUGACAGCUACUCCAAUGCAAGGAUGACAUAUCGUACUACGCUGGACCUGCUUUUCAAAUCACGUCAGAUCGUGCCCAACUACAAAUGUGGCUUUCACAAAAAUCUCAUUGGGGUCAUUGGUGGACUAAGUGCUGAUACCUCUGCAUGCAUGGCACAUGUCUUGGGUCUUUACAAGAUUCCACAGGUAGGAUUUCAGGAUGUGGACUUCCCUAUUCCUUCCUUCACCCAGAGAAUGAGGAGACCCUCCUGA